Molecule: messenger RNA, 4573 nt
Organism: Perognathus longimembris pacificus (Pacific pocket mouse)
Lineage: Eukaryota; Metazoa; Chordata; Mammalia; Rodentia; Heteromyidae
Gene: Col5a1
Product: collagen type V alpha 1 chain
Source: RefSeq, a predicted model, not a curated record
CGGAGGCGGCCCGGAGCGAGCGGGAGAGCGAGCGGGAGAGCGGGAGAGCGAGCUGGGUCCCGGCCGACCCGCGGGCCCCAGGCGACCCUCCCUGCCGCCCGCGCCCGCGCCCCGCCCCGCCGAGGCCCCGGGCGGGCGGGCCGCCCCGCGCUCCGUGACUUCCUAAAGUUGAGAGCUCCCCGCCGCGUCCGCCGCCCGGCCGCGCCCCACGACCCCCGAGCAUCCCGCGCCCCGACCCGCGCCCGCCGCCCGCCCGCCGCCCGCAUGGACGUCCACACCCGCUGGAAAGCGCGCGGCCCCGGCGCCCGGCCGCUGCUGCUCCCGCUGCUGCUGCUGCUGCUGCUGUGGGCGCCGCCUCCGAGCCGCGCAGCUCAGCCGGCAGACCUCCUGAAGGUCCUUGAGUUCCACAACCUGCCCGAUGGCGUCACGAAGACCACGGGCUUCUGUGCCACGCGGCGCUCUUCCAAAGGCCCGGACGUCGCCUACCGCGUCACCAAGCAGGCGCAGCUCAGCGCGCCCACCAAGCAGCUGUACCCAGCGUCUGCCUUUCCCGAGGACUUCUCCAUCCUGACCACUGUGAAAGCCAAGAAAGGCAGCCAGGCCUUCCUGGUCUCCCUGUACAACGAGCAGGGCAUCCAGCAGGUGGGGCUGGAGCUGGGCCGCUCCCCCGUCUUCCUCUACGAGGACCACACGGGGAAGCCCGGCCCUGAAGACUACCCGCUCUUCCGGGGCAUCAACCUGUCGGAUGGCAAGUGGCACAGGAUCGCGCUCAGCGUCCACAAGAAGAACGUCACCUUGAUCCUCGACUGCAAGAAGAAGAUCACCAAGUUCCUCGGCCGCGGGGACCACCCCAUGGUUGACGUCAACGGCAUCGUGGUGUUCGGCACCCGCAUCCUGGACGAGGAAGUGUUUGAGGGUGACAUCCAGCAACUGCUGUUCGUCUCGGACCACCGGGCGGCUUAUGAUUACUGCGAGCACUACAGCCCCGACUGCGACACGGCAGUCCCCGACACGCCGCAGUCGCAGGACCCCAACCCAGAUGAAUACUACCCGGAAGGAGAGGGUGAAGGCGAGGCGUACUACUACGAGUACCCCUACUACGAAGACCCCGACGACCCGGGGAAGGGGCUCACCCCCACCGAGAAGCCAGUGGAAGCGGCGCGGGAGACCACUGAGAUCCCUGAGGAGCUGACCCAGCCCCCCACGGAAGCCCCGACGGUGCCCGAGAGCAGCCACGGGGCUGGGAAGGAGGAAGACCCCGGCGUGGGGGACUAUGACUACGUGCCCACCGACGACUACUACACCCCCUCCCCGUACGAGGACUUCAGCUACGGCGAGGGCGCGGAGAACCCGGACCAGCCCCUGAACCCCGACGCGGGGCCCGCGGUCCCCACCAGCACCGUGGCCGUCUCCAAUGCCUCCGACCCAGCCCCGCCUCCGGGGGAGGGGAAGGAUGACGAGUUUACGGAGGAAACCAUCAAGAAUCUGGAUGAGAACUACUACGAUCCUUACUAUGACCCUGACUCCAGCGCUAACCCGUCGGAGAUCGGGCCGGGCAUGCCAGCCAACCAGGACACCAUCUUUGAAGGGAUCGGAGGACCACGAGGGGAGAAAGGCCAAAAGGGAGAACCGGCCAUCAUCGAGCCGGGCAUGCUCAUCGAGGGGCCGCCCGGCCCAGAAGGCCCUGCCGGCCUUCCGGGACCUCCAGGAACCACAGGUCCCACUGGCCAAGCGGGCGACCCAGGAGAAAGGGGUCCCCCCGGACGUCCAGGUCUCCCCGGCGCCGACGGCCUGCCCGGCCCUCCGGGGACCAUGCUCAUGCUGCCGUUCCGGUUUGGCGGUGGCGGCGACGCGGGCUCCAAGGGCCCCAUGGUGUCCGCCCAGGAGUCGCAGGCCCAGGCCAUCCUCCAGCAGGCCAGGUUGGCACUGAGAGGACCAGCCGGCCCGAUGGGGCUCACAGGGAGACCCGGCCCCAUGGGUCCUCCUGGGAGCGGAGGUUUGAAGGGCGAGCCGGGAGACAUGGGGCCUCAGGGCCCUCGAGGCGUGCAGGGGCCGCCCGGCCCGGCAGGGAAGCCCGGGAGACGCGGUCGCGCCGGGAGUGACGGAGCAAGAGGCAUGCCCGGACAGACAGGCCCCAAGGGUGACCGUGGCUUUGACGGCCUGGCUGGGUUACCGGGAGAAAAGGGCCACAGGGGUGACCCUGGCCCCUCUGGUCCUCCAGGACCUCCGGGAGAUGAUGGAGAAAGGGGUGAUGACGGAGAAGUCGGGCCCAGGGGGCUGCCCGGGGAGCCCGGGCCACGAGGUCUGCUUGGGCCAAAGGGGCCCCCGGGUCCCCCCGGACCUCCGGGAGUGACGGGCAUGGAUGGUCAGCCAGGCCCCAAAGGAAACGUGGGUCCCCAGGGUGAGCCCGGCCCCCCGGGACAGCAGGGUAAUCCCGGCGCCCAGGGCUUGCCAGGGCCCCAGGGUGCCAUCGGUCCUCCAGGAGACAAGGGUCCUCUGGGCAAACCAGGCCUCCCAGGAAUGCCCGGCGCGGACGGACCUCCGGGGCACCCCGGGAAAGAAGGCCCUCCAGGAGAGAAAGGAGGCCAGGGUCCGCCUGGCCCGCAGGGCCCCUUAGGCUACCCAGGCCCUCGAGGAGUCAAGGGGGCAGACGGCAUCCGGGGCCUGAAGGGCACCAAGGGCGAGAAGGGCGAAGACGGCUUCCCUGGGUUCAAAGGCGACAUGGGCAUCAAGGGUGACCGGGGGGAGAUCGGCCCACCUGGUCCCAGGGGAGAAGAUGGUCCUGAAGGCCCAAAGGGCCGUGGAGGUCCCAAUGGUGAUCCUGGUCCCUUGGGGCCCACCGGGGAAAAGGGCAAGCUCGGAGUCCCAGGAUUACCGGGAUACCCAGGAAGACAGGGGCCGAAGGGCUCUAUUGGAUUCCCUGGAUUUCCUGGUGCCAAUGGAGAGAAGGGCGGCAGGGGGACACCCGGAAAGCCUGGGCCACGGGGACAGCGAGGCCCCACGGGUCCAAGGGGGGAGAGAGGCCCCCGGGGCAUUACGGGGAAGCCUGGCCCCAAGGGGAACUCCGGAGGCGAUGGCCCGGCCGGUCCUCCCGGGGAGCGGGGACCCAACGGACCCCAAGGACCCACAGGGUUCCCUGGCCCAAAAGGCCCCCCGGGCCCACCGGGCAAGGAUGGGCUCCCUGGACACCCUGGACAGAGAGGCGAGACGGGUUUCCAAGGCAAGACGGGCCCUCCGGGUCCCCCGGGCGUGGUCGGCCCUCAGGGUCCCACGGGAGAAACGGGUCCCAUGGGCGAACGUGGCCACCCGGGGCCGCCAGGCCCCCCUGGUGAACAAGGCCUCCCGGGCGUUGCUGGGAAAGAAGGGACGAAGGGUGACCCAGGCCCCGCUGGCCUCCCUGGGAAAGAUGGCCCUCCAGGACUGCGUGGCUUCCCUGGGGACCGAGGGCUCCCUGGUCCUGUGGGCGCGCUGGGACUGAAAGGCAGUGAAGGUCCUCCAGGCCCUCCAGGCCCUGCGGGAUCUCCGGGGGAGAGGGGCCCCGCCGGUGCGGCCGGCCCCAUCGGAAUUCCAGGGAGACCCGGACCCCAAGGACCGCCGGGUCCGGCGGGAGAGAAGGGAGCUCCUGGCGAGAAAGGCCCGCAGGGCCCCGCUGGCCGCGACGGCCUCCAGGGCCCGGUGGGGCUUCCCGGUCCGGCCGGCCCCGUGGGUCCCCCCGGAGAAGACGGAGACAAGGGAGAGAUCGGGGAGCCGGGGCAGAAGGGAAGCAAAGGGGACAAGGGCGAGCAGGGUCCCCCCGGGCCCACCGGUCCUCAAGGCCCCAUUGGACAGCCAGGCCCCUCGGGAGCUGACGGCGAGCCCGGCCCGCGGGGCCAGCAGGGCCUCUUCGGGCAGAAGGGAGACGAAGGUUCCAGAGGCUUCCCCGGGCCACCAGCAGUGGGGCUGCAGGGCUUGCCGGGGCCUCCGGGGGAGAAGGGUGAGACGGGGGACGUGGGUCAGAUGGGCCCUCCCGGUCCCCCCGGCCCCCGAGGACCGUCUGGAGCGCCCGGUGCCGACGGGCCGCAGGGUCGCCCCGGCGGCGUGGGCAACCCCGGCGCGGUGGGAGAGAAGGGCGAUCCCGGCGAAGCUGGCGAGCCGGGCCUUCCAGGAGAAGGGGGGCCCCCGGGACCCAAAGGAGAAAGGGGGGAGAAGGGCGAGGCCGGCCCCUCGGGUGCUGCGGGCCCCCCUGGACCCAAAGGCCCACCCGGAGAUGACGGCCCCAAGGGCAGUCCCGGCCCAGUGGGUUUUCCUGGAGACCCCGGCCCCCCCGGGGAGCCUGGCCCCGCGGGUCAGGACGGCCCCCCCGGAGACAAAGGAGACGAUGGCGAGCCGGGACAGACGGGAUCCCCCGGGCCCGACGGGUGAGCCUGGUCCCUCGGGGCCCCCAGGAAAGCGGGGUCCCCCGGGCCCCGCAGGCCCUGAGGCAGACAGGGAGAGAAAGGAGCCAAGGGAGAAGCGGGCUUGGAUGGCCCUCCUGGGAAGACUGGCCCCAUUGGCCCCCAGGGGGCUCCCGGGAAGCCAGGGCCCGACGGCCUGC